This is a messenger RNA of Brienomyrus brachyistius, 2078 nucleotides long. Its product is annotated as retinoid isomerohydrolase. Bases 144 to 1742 code for a protein of 532 amino acids. Lineage: Eukaryota; Metazoa; Chordata; Actinopteri; Osteoglossiformes; Mormyridae. Gene Ontology annotation, molecular function: beta-carotene 15,15'-dioxygenase activity; all-trans-retinyl-ester hydrolase, 11-cis retinol forming activity; retinol isomerase activity. Gene Ontology annotation, biological process: zeaxanthin biosynthetic process; retinal metabolic process. The record is from RefSeq and is a predicted model, not a curated record. The transcript has 14 exons.
GGAGGCAUUUGGAUUGGCUGGCAUUCUGUUCCCACCAGGAUCGUGGAAGCCAAGACACGAAGAAGUAUAAAUAGCCUCCGUUAGGCUGCUCAGGCUUUCGCUUUGGACCGGAGUCGGCCGUAGCUGAUCUCUCCAAGCAGACCAUGGUUAGCCGCAGAGUAGAGCAUCCCGCCGGAGGGUACAAGAAGAUCUUUGAGACCUGCGAGGAGCUGGCCGAGCCCAUCGCGGCCCAGGUGACAGGCAGGAUUCCCCCAUGGCUGAGGGGCAGCCUCCUCCGGCUGGGGCCCGGUUUGUUUGAGGUGGGCUCCGAGGCCUUCUACCACCUCUUUGAUGGACUGGCCAUCAUGCACAAGUUCGACUUCAAAGACGGCAAAGUCACCUACUUCCGCAGGUUUCUAAAGACCGACGCGUAUGUGAGGGCCAUGACAGAGAAACGCAUCGUCAUCACCGAAUUCGGCACCUUCGCCUACCCCGACCCCUGCAAAAACAUCUUCUCUAGGUUUUUCUCCUACUUUAAAGGCGUAGAAGUGACGGACAACUGCCUGGUGAACGUGUACCCCAUUGGCGAGGACUUCUACGCCUGCACAGAAACCAACUAUAUCACUAAAGUCAACCCUGAGACCCUGGCAACUCUGAAAAAGGUGGACAUGUGCAAGUAUGUGUCGAUCAACGGGAUAACAGCCCACCCUCAUAUUGACACAGAUGGGACCGUGUAUAACAUUGGAAAUUGCAUGGGGAAAGGUGCUUCACUGGCCUACAAUAUUAUAAGCAUUCCUCCUGCUCAGAAAGACAAAUCAGACCCCAUCGAGAAGUCCAGAGUGGUGGUCCAGUUUCCCAGCAGUGAGCGAUUCAAACCAUCCUAUGUUCACAGUUUUGGCAUGACGCCGAACCACUUUGUCUUUGUGGAGACGCCUGUGAAGAUCAACAUGCUGAAGUUCUUGAGUGCCUGGAGCAUAAGGGGCACUAACUACAUGGACUGCUUUGAGAGCAAUGAGACCAUGGGGACGUGGAUCCAUCUGGCCUCUAGAAAUCCUGCCAAAUAUUUAGACAUCAAAUUCAGAACAUCUGCGAUUAACCUCUUCCAUCACAUUAAUUGCUAUGAAGACCAGGGUUUUGUCGUGAUUGACCUCUGUGCCUGGAAAGGAUUUGAGUUUGUCUACAACUACUUGUACCUGGCCAACAUGCGGCAAAACUGGGAGGAGGUGAAACAGGCGGCUAUGUUGGCCCCUCAGCCGGAAGUCCGGCGAUACGUCGUUCCGCUAGACGUAUGCAGGGAGGAGCAAGGUAAGAACCUCAUUUCCCUUCCUUACACGACAGCCACCGCUGUGAUGCGCAAUGAUGGAACCAUUUGGCUGGAACCUGAAGUUCUGUUCUCCGCUCCACGCCAAGCUUUUGAGUUUCCCCAAAUCAACUAUAAAAGGUUUUGUGGAAAGAACUACACAUACGUUUAUGGGCUUGGACUAAACCAUUUCAUUCCUGAUAGGAUCUGCAAGUUGAACGUGAAGACCAAGGAGAUGUGGGUUUGGCAGGAGCCAGACUCUUAUCCUUCAGAGCCCCUGUUUGUGCAGACCCCAAACAGUGUAGAGGAAGACGACGGGGUCUUGCUGACCAUCGUGGUGAGUCCAGGAGCUCAGAGACCGGCCUACCUCCUAAUACUGAACGCCAAGGACCUGACGGAGAUUGCCCGGGCAGAAGUGGAGAUAAUAAUUCCAGUGACCUUCCAUGGAACAUACAAGCCUUAGAAUUGUCCAAAGAAAGCCAUACCAAUGUCAUUUGUUAAUUGUCAUAGACCUUGUUUCCAUGCAACUAUACAGUAGCCAUACCAAUGAUGUCAUCAGAUUAAUUUAACUUUCCCACCAAUAACACUGGAUACCAGUUAUAAUGCAAUUCUUUUUAAUUAUUCAAGCAUAUGAUAUUCGUUUUUAGAUAUGCCUGGGAUAUGUGGAAUGAUACUACAGAAAUAUAUAACAUUAUAUAAAGCUACUUUAUAUUCUCUUAUAUUCUACAUAUUUUACAUGUUUUUAUUGUCCACAAUCAGUCGUACAGGACUGAGCUUAUUAAAACGUUUCACAUGUUAA